Molecule: messenger RNA, 2859 nt
Organism: Polypterus senegalus (gray bichir)
Lineage: Eukaryota; Metazoa; Chordata; Cladistia; Polypteriformes; Polypteridae
Gene: fam47e
Exons: 9
Coding region: 448-2019 (523 amino acids)
Source: RefSeq, a predicted model, not a curated record
UUCUGCUCACACUAAAUAAACGGAUGCCUGUUUAUGUGUAUGGGUGUGUCCUUCAGGGCUGGGCGACUCGUGUCUUUGCCUGUUGUGCCCCUAGAAUUACUUUGUUACGUAUUGCUGGCAACGUUCCCCAUCCCCGUUUCUAUUGUCUUGCCUGUUUUUGACACAACAUUGGGAAAUUGUUUUAAUCCAAUUCCCAGUCGCAAGGCACCGCAAGACCCUCCCACUUAUGCUUACACUCGCAUAGACCCAAUUUGUAAAAUGUCAAAAUGCAAAUGAUCUAACACGCACGUUUUUUGAACGUGGGAGGAAAAGUGGAACAAUGUUUCUUUUUCUUAGUUCGUUACCCAAGUGGAAAGAUGUUUUCAUUUGUACAUCUCGGGAUCAGAAAACGAUUGGAUUGCUGUUCCUUGAAAAAUCACUUUAGAGAGUUCAACAUUUGUCGACUGGAUGGCAGGGGCGCCAGUAUUGGGCCUGGGUGUCACACCAAUGACAAAUUUGGCUCAAUGGAAGGAUGGAGGGAGAAUGCCUUCCAAGGCUAUGAGUUCCCCCAACACACUGGAUGGCAUCCUCCAUUCGGCUUCAAUCCUGUCUGGACAUCCACUGGGCUGCAUGGGGUCGAGAGAGGAGAAAAACAAUUCUUGUCCAGAAGGAGUGGUGGAGGAAGACAAAAGAAGACAUAAACAACAAGAAGGAAGAGAAUUGUUUAUUGUGAAAAAGCUAUAUCAAAGGUACAAAGAAAGACUGCAAACAAAAUAUCUUAAAGAAAAAAAUAAAAAUCAGCUACAUGGUCCACUGAAUAGCCAUCAGUGGCGCUUUUUAAAGAAUGGACUUGAUGAUUUUCGGGAUGGGUAUCCCUCACCUGCAGCAUGUGGAAUUUUCACUCAGAAUGAGAAAGGAUGUGCUCCUGUUGUCCUGGGUGCUACUGGCUCUGUUAAACCAACUGAGCAGACCUCCAAGAAAAGAUUCAACAAAGAACAGAUCUGUUACUCCAAAGUAACUCCACUGCAGCAGAUGCGACAUGAAUAUAUUGCCCAAAUUGAGUAUGGGUUAACCCAGCACCCCCUGGCCCUCUAUCCGCACCUAGAGGAGAGCUUGGCCCCUGAGGUAUUUGAGGAGGUUGUAAAUGUUCUUGACCCAGAAAUGCAUCCUGGUAGCCAAGUGGGAUCAAGUGUGGCAGAUGUUCAGGAGGAACAAGAUGAGAUCCCAUCCAGUCAGCAAGAAACAAAAGAGACAGAUCCAUCAGAUUCUAAAGGGGAACAGAGUGCAAGAUUUUCUGCCAGUGCAAUAAGUGAAGAUUCAAAACAGAAGAAUCCUUACAAAUGGCUUUCAGCAAAGGAAGAGUCAGAGGAGAAGGAGAAGAAAACAAUCCACUUUAAACGGGCCUCGUCACCAUCUUUGGAUGAGGAGAUACAGAACAUUGCCAAGGAAUUUUGUGAAUGGGUAACAUCUUUGGGGGGAGAAAGCAGUAAUAUAGAAGAGUCUACUCUGAUAAACAUGUUUGGCAGUGGCUACAAGGUUCAGCCUGCACUUACUGUACCUAUUGAAGUGGUGGAACUUUACAAUGUACCAGCAGAACUGAGGAUGUCCAUUGGAGGAACUCCACCCUCAUCUGAAAAUAAGCUUGCCCAAAAAAAGAGAACUGUGCCAAAGAAACCAUUAAGCCAGCCAAAUCAUGUAAAAAUUAAAUAUGGAGCCUGGUAUUUGGAUCCUAAAAAAUGGAAGAAAAGGAAUGUUGAUGAGCCUCUUACAGAUCCUGAUUUUAUUAGAGAUUUAAUUAAGGAUGAAAACUUUGAUUCUCUUACCAUGAGUGAAAGGGAUGAGGAACUGAAACAGCUACAUGGAACUAAAGCCUUUAAAGACUUUAUUCGCAGCAAAGGAGCUCGUGAGCCUAAGUUUCUUAAGAACCUUUUUUCAGAAGAAGAGACUGGAAAAUAUGUUAAGGACAAGAAGGAAGAAAAUAGAAAUGAGCAGGAAGGAACUGUAUUUUCGCCAUCACAAGAAGAAAUACUAAGCUAUUGACUGUACCUUUGAGGUCUGAUGUAACAUUUGAAAGGAUUUGGAAGUGAAAUCGAGACUGAAAAAACUGAAGGGCUCUUGAAUGUUUUGUGCCCUCGGACAGUUUACUGGGAUUCUCCUUUUCAAAAACCUCCAGCAUUCAUGUAACUCUGGAGGCACAGACCUAAUAAGCACUAUUGAGGAUCCAAUAUCACGUUUUUGUGAUAUUAAAAAGACUGUGCUUUCAUCUAUUAGCCAGGAGCAGAGGCGGAAACUCAGUUCUACUCACUUGACUGCAGUUGACUUUGUAACACACCAUCUGCAACUUAUUUCAGUUGUACUUUAUUAAUAUCAAUCAAUAAGUUUAAGAUUUUUGAUGAAGAGAUUCAAAUUAAUAAUGAUUUGGGGGAUCGUCUUUAAUUUUAAAAUGAGUGCAGGAAUAAGGACAAAGAAUAUUAAAGUCCAGGAAGAAUAUUCAGCCCAGUGUGCUAUAACCAGAUAAAGACUGAAUGUUGGGAGAGGAAAAAAAACAUUUCUCUAAAUGUUUUUUUUUUAUUAAAAUAAUCCCAUUGUUCUGUGUUGAGCACUAUUAUUUUCAGUAAUUUCACUUACUGAAGUACAACUCUCAGUUGAGGAAGGUUGAAACGGGUGUGUCAAUGUGAAUAUCCAUGAAGGUUUGGUUUGCAUCCUGCAGACAGGAUUUUGGUGGAGCACAUCAACAAUUAUGUGUUAAUAAAAUUCAGCCUUGUAUAUUUGGUGCUCAAAAUUUAGGUAACACCUAGUGGGUACAAAUGUUAAAGGUUUAGCUGUUUAUACUAUAUCAGAAUCAUGUAAUUUUUGAUAUGGUCAAAUAUAUUGGGACUU